Mirounga angustirostris (Northern elephant seal) is the source of this 9952-nucleotide messenger RNA. It is a transcript of the gene CCDC136, whose product is annotated as coiled-coil domain containing 136. Gene Ontology annotation, cellular component: acrosomal membrane. The transcript has 17 exons. The record is from RefSeq and is a predicted model, not a curated record. The coding region runs from base 72 to 3884 and encodes 1270 amino acids. Gene Ontology annotation, biological process: single fertilization; acrosome assembly. Lineage: Eukaryota; Metazoa; Chordata; Mammalia; Carnivora; Phocidae.
CCGGCUCCGGGUCCCCGGCCUGGCGGCUGCGGCGUCUGCUCCGAGCGGCGGCGGCGGCGGCGCGAGCGGCCAUGGAGGCGGGCGCCGGGGCCGGCGCGGGCGCCGCGGGCUGGAGCUGCCCGGGCCCAGGACCCACAGUGACCACUUUAGGCUCCUAUGAGGCCUCUGAGGGUUGUGAAAGGAAGAAAGGCCAACGCUGGGGGUCCCUGGAGCGGCGGGGGAUGCAAGCUAUGGAGGGGGAAGUGUUACUCCCAGCUCUCUAUGAGGAGGAAGAGGAAGAGGAGGAAGAAGAGGUGGAAGAAGAGGAAGAGCAAGUGCAGAAAGGUGGCAAUGUGAGCUCCCUGUCUGUCAGCAAGCACCGGGGCCUGAGCCUCACUGAGACAGAGCUGGAAGAGCUGAGGGCUCAGGUGCUCCAGCUGGUGGCAGAGCUGGAGGAGACCCGGGAGCUGGCAGGGCAGCAUGAGGAUGACUCCCUGGAGCUUCAGGGGCUCCUGGAGGAUGAACGGCUGGCCAGCGCCCAGCAGGCAGAGGUGUUCACCAAGCAGAUCCAGCAGCUCCAAGGUGAGCUGCGGUCUCUACGAGAGGAGAUUUCCCUGUUGGAGCGAGAGAAAGAAAGGGAACUUAAGGAAAUAGAACAGGAGUUGCACUUGGCCCAGACUGAGAUCCAGAAUCUGCGGCAAGCAGCAGAGGACUCCGCGACUGAGCAUGAGAGUGACAUAGCAUCCCUGCAGGACGAUCUCUGCCGGAUGCAGAAUGAGCUUGAUGACAUGGAGCGCAUCCGGGGAGAGUAUGAAAUGGAGAUCACUUCCCUCCGUGCAGAAAUGGAAAUGAAGAGCUCUGAUCCAUCCAAUAGUUUAAAUCUUUCAGAUUACUCUGAGAUGCAAGAAGAGUUGCAGCAACUGCGGGAACGCUGCCACUUCCUGAACGAGGAGUACCGGGCCCUGCAGGAGAGUAACAGCAGCCUCACAGGGCAGCUUGCGGAUCUGGAGAGUGAGAGGACACGAAGAGCAACAGAAAAGUGGCUGGAGUCCCAAAUGCUAAAGGAUAUGAUGUCAGCAGAGUCUCAGACUUCAGAAAUGGAUUUUCUGGAACCUGAUCCUGAAACCCAGUUGUUGCGACAACAGCUACUGGGAGCUGAAGAGCAGAUGCAUGACAUGCAGAACAAGUGUAAGGAGUUGUGUUGUGAGCUGCAAGAACUACAGCAUCAUCGUCAGACCAGUGAGGAGGAGCAGAGGCGGCUGCAGAGGGAGCUCAAGUGUGCACAGAAUGAGGUGCUUCGGUUUCAGACUUCCCACAAUGUCACCCAGAACGAGGAGCUGAAGACCAGACUCUGUGCCCUGCAGCAAAAGUAUGAUGCUAGCCAGGAUGAGCAGAAUGAGCUCUUGAAGGUGCAACUACAACUUCAGUCUGAGCUCCGGCAGCUCAAAGUCUUGAAAUCCACAGUCGUAGAAAGCCCAAAUGAGAAGGAGUUACUGUGCCGGCUACAGAAGCUGCAGCUCCAGUACCAGCACAUCACGUGCGAGAAGGAUAAGCUGCUGGAAGUGCAGCGACAGCUGUGCGGGGACCUGCGGUACCAUGAGGCGGAGGUGCAGCGCCUCAAGGACGUCGUGGCCUCCUUCCAGGAGAGCAGUGAGAAGAAUGCAGAGAUGCACGCCCAGCUUCAGGAGGUGAAGCGGCUGUACCAGACCAGCAAGGAAGAGCUGGAGCGGCAGAAGUACAUGUAUGAUCAGCUCGAGCAGGACCUCCUGCUUUGCCAGCAGGAGCUGAAGGAGCUCAAGACCACCAAACCCAUCCCAGAGGAAAAGGGGAAAUGUGCUAAUAAGUGUGACACACUGCUGUCCAGACUGACAGAGUUGCAGGAAAAGUACAAGGCCAGCCAGAAGGAGAUGGGGCAGCUGCAGAUGGAGCAGUGCGAGCUCCUGGAGGAUCAGAGGAGGAUGCAGGAGGAGCAGGGGCAGCUGCAAGAAGAGCUGCACAGGCUCACGUUCCCGCUACCCAAAGCUGGGCUCCUCCCUAAGAGUCAGGAGCUACUUACAAAGUUACAAGACCUGUGUGAACUACAGCUGUUCUACCAAGGUAUGCAGGAAGAGCAGAAAAAACUGGUACAGAGUCAAGAAAGUGUGCUCAAAGAACAGUCAGAUCUGCACGAAGAGCUGCAUCUUUUCAAAAUGUCUCGUUUCCGGGAUGUGUUGGAGAAUCCCAACGAUUCCAAAUCACCUAAGUCCUCCAAGUGUGGUCACGACAAGUCCAAGCUGAUCAUCGCCCAGAUGCAGGCGCUGCAGGUGCUCUACGAGGGCACGCAGACCGAGCAGGAGCUACUGCAGCGGGAGCAGGGCAGGCUCCUCGAGGAGCGGAAGAGGCUGCAGGCCGACCUGCAGCUCUGCCUGGAAGAAAUGCAGCUGCUCCAGGUCCGGUCCCCUUCCAGCAGAAUGAGCUUGGAGAAGAACCGUGGCAGCAUGGCCGCCAGCGGCGAGAACUGCCGCAGGAGUUCCGGGAGCGGCCUCGAUGACAGCGGGAGCUAUCACAAGAGUUACGGUAGCACCCAGGCCAGCACCGAGAGCUUUCUCAAGAGCUAUGACAGCAGCAGCAGUGCCCAGGAGAGCAGCGAGAGGAGCUACUGCGCCGGCAGCAGCGGCAGCAGCAUCUAUAAGAAGAGCUACGGCAGCAGCACCAGCUCGGACACCUGUUACAGGAGUUACGGCAGCAGCACUAAUGAGGGACCUGCCGAGCCUGAAGACCUCGAGCACUGUGAGGAUGUAGUCGCCAGGGUGGUGAUCAAGCUACAGGGGGUGCAGGCCAUGUACCAGCUCAGCCAGGAGGAACAUGACCGGCUGCAAGACCGGAUGAAAAAGCUGUUGGACAGGCAGAAAGAGCUGAAGGAAGAGCUGGUCGCCUGUGAAAAGGAAUUCAAGAAAUGCAUGGAAAGCCUUGAGAAGCCCGCUGCCUCCCCAAACAACAAGGACAAGAACGAGAUCAAAGAGCUGCAGGCCAAGCUGCGGGAGCUGCAGCUGCAGUACCAGGCGAGCAUGGAUGAACAGGGGCGGCUUCUGGCCGUGCAGGAGCAGCUGGAGGGCCAGCUGCAGUGCUGCCAGGAAGAGCUCCGCCAGCUCAAGGAGAAGAAUUCCUCUGUUCCCAGAGAGACCAAGGGGAAAAGUGGCAAUGAGAAUAGGAACAAAAAUGCCAACGGGGUUAAAAACAAAAAGGUGACCAAACCAAGCCUGGACGGUUCUGAGGGCUGCUAUGAGAACGAAAAGAGCCUGGAGGUGGUGCUGUACUACAAGGCCAGCCACACGGACUUAGGUGUCCUAAUACAAGAGGAAGUGGAGGAGGAAGAGGAGGAAAUCAAAAAGGACUCGAAGCAGGACUCCUGCAAUGAACUGGUUUCUGUGCCGUCAGAGCCUGCGGAGAUUAAGUCCGCAAAAGCAGAGGAGGGGUGUUAUGAAGAGUCCCAAGAGCGGGAGGGCAAGGAAGACGACACCAAAGAUGAGAGCGCCAACGACACUUGCCCUGAAGCUUCAGAGGGAAACAACCCCCUCAAGCUUUCUGAGAGCAAAAAGGUAACCGCAGUCGAAGGCUGGACCGAGUGGGAAGUGGGCUCUGGGGCUCCGGUGCCCUGGUGUGGCGGGGUGACCCAGCCCGAGGAUGGACUUCUGCAGGAGCGUAUAGGCCAGCCAGCCCUGAGGCCUAGCGUUCGGGGAGAGUGGAGAUGGAGCCGGGAGUGGUGGAAGUGGGCUCUCUACGGGAAAUGGCGGGCUGAGACCACUGCUGUGGACCUACCUGUGUCUCAAAGAUCACCUUUUCUGGGGCCGUUGCAGUCCUGCCUGCUUUCACCUCUGUGGCAGCCCUCGCUCCUUAAGUCAGGAGGUCUUCCCCCCUUCACCUAGCACUGCACUGAGGACACGGAUGGUGUGAGGCCCGCUUCAGGCUAUUUGCCAGCCUGUGUUAGUCACUCAGUCCUGCCUCCUCGAGGUGCCCUGUUAGGUUGACCUUUGUUGUUGCUGUUAGGGGUGUUCGGGGGGCAGGUGUGGCUUUCGGGUUCUGUGUAUUACAGGGCAUGAGGGGAGGGGCUGGGGGUGGUCAGAAGUAAUAGAAUAUUUUAGUCCGCACAGCAGGGGCGUGGGCCAGUCUGGGGAGAGCAACCAGAGUCCUAACGCUUUAGUGGCUAGAUCUUGAGAGGUUGGGUUGGGAGUAUCCUGGGUAACGUGCCAACCAUACAAAAGUAUUUCUGUAUUUUAACUACUAGUAUAUCUGCACAGGUAGGUACCAGCUGAAUUCCUGCUCUAGUUGAGGUUAACUGGGGGCUCUGAUUCCCUGAAGAGUGAGUACUUCCUGAAUGAGUCCUCGGUUUAUGGUACAGGCUCUUUCCAUCUUUCUUUCUUUCUUUUUUUUUUUUUUAAAGAUUUUAUUCAUUUAUUUGACAGAGAGAGAGAGAGAACAAGUAGGCAGAGAGGCAGGCAGAGGGAGAGGGCGAAGCAGACUCCCCGCCAAGCAGGGAGCCUGAUGCGGGGCUCGAUCCCAGGACCCCGGGAUCAUGACCUGAGCCGAAGGCAGACGCUUAACUGACUGAGCCACCCAGGCGCUCCAUCUUUCCAUCUUUCUAAACACCGGGGAAGAAAAUAAGUCUCUUGUGGUGGGAUGUCCCAGUCAGCUCUAAGGCUAUCUGGCAUUUUCCGGCAGCUCAGUCUGCAGCAGUGGCUAGGGAUCUAGCAUGUAGGUCUCUGUUAACCUUGUGGCAGAGGACCGUUACUUAGGAUGUAAAAAGUAGGAGCCACCGCAGCCUCUUCCCCAGUGCUCUGUUUCUUCGAAUUCAUCAUAUUCCACCGCAUGCUGGCUCAGAGCCUCCUCAAUUUCCUUGCCUUGGGUGCCAACAUCUCUAAACGCCAGACCGGAUCCUUGUACUUCGAAGUUGAGCGCGUUCCUUGUGUCUACAUACGGAGGUGUCCCUUUGCCUCGGCAGGUCCUGCGUCUUUUGCAGGCAGCUCUAAUGGUGUAUGUUACUGCCUGCGAAUUCACUUUCUCUCUGGAAGAUUGUUGCAGUCAAAGAGCUAGCACUUCUCCAUUGUUAGCCUGUUGGAGUGCAUUUUGUCUCACAACAACGGCGUUAGACUCUAGGGGAUCAUAGGGGCCAGGGCCCAGAAAACUGAGAUUCGGUGGACAGCAGCCAGAAAAAGUGGGCUAAUGGGGGCUGGGGGGUGGGGCGGGUGGCCUGGCAGGAGACUGAGUGACCCAGGAGAAGUAUACGUCCUCCUCAUCCAGAGAGCCCGGCUUUACUCUCGGAGCUUCCCUUUUCCAGAGUUACUGACCUGUACGAACGGUCUAGGGCAGAUCACCCCUGCUUGACAAGAUAUGAGAGGGAUAUGGCCAGCCAGCAGAUUGGCCUCCCCACCUGAUUUGGACCUAAGCAGCUGCUUAACCCAUUCAGGUUUGUAUCCUCCACAGGCUGCCAGUGGGAAGAUCCAGGCCCGGGCGCAGAGGAGAGAUACGGCUGCCCUCACUGCCUGUUGUUUAACCUCUUGAUCUCUUUCUCUUUUCCCUUUGUUUUCUCAUCUUCAUUAUCCAUUGGAUUCAUGUGUUUCUGUCUUUUUAUAUCCGCCCCCCCCCCCCCCCAUCUCCUGGCCUCUCCCUGUGCUUCCUUCUCAUUUGAUAUGUUGCAGCCAUCCCCUGCCCCUGAGCCCCCCAUCUUCUCCUUGCCUCUCGUAGCCCUGGUGGUCAUAUCGGCUUUGCUCUGGUGCUGGUGGGCCGAGACGUCGUCCUAACACAGGUACUGGUAUCGAGUCCUCUCCUUUGGAGGGGUAGAGGGAGGGUGCAGGUGGCCCUGGCCUCUCCUCUUUGCCCUUUCUCUCACUUGCUUGCUUCUUGCUUUUAGCCCUUUGACAACAGGAUACUCAGGGGCUGAGUUUUAGCCCUGGCUUCUCCUUGGGCUACUGCAAAGCCCAUAGCACCUCUGAGCGUCUUCCUAACACAUAGUGAGUUGGAAUGCAUACUGUUGACACGGUUUGAGUUUCUGUCCUCUGGCUGGGAAAACUUUGGAUGAUCCCAGCACUGUUGCUACUUUGAAAAAUGCCUGACCACUUCUGAUGAGCUGAUGUCUGUCUGCAAGGCUGACCUGAGUGCUCUUUGCUCUCACUACUGUCACCACCCAGGAUGGCAAAAUAAGGCAUCACUGCGCCUCCCCUGUUGGGUGAGAGAGGAAUUCCGGAGUGUUGUGACCAACUCCCAACCCCAACCCUAACUCCCUUACCAGGGGCAUUUGUAUGAGGGCAGGCUCAAUUUGUCCUCCAGACUUGGCGAAAAUGGAACAGAAACCCCUACCAUAUUGUGUUCUUUCAAUGGAGAAAUUCUCUGGUUUGGGACUUCUGGUCUUCAGACAACUCAGAACCAGAAUGCCAGGAAAUAUUUUAUAGUUCUAUGUUUAUCCCUUUUGGGGUCCAGACUCUAUUGUAAUUGCCUUCCCAAGCCAGGCUUUUUAGACAUAAUGUGGUACUGGUGAAAAGAAAGAGAUGCAGGUAUUCCCAGGGCGCCAAGGCUGACAUAUUCUGGGCAUCUUCCACUUGGCCUCGGCCCAUGUAAUCUGGUCUGUCAACAGGAUACCAAAUUUAGGAGGCAGAAUGUGGUCUUAGGUCCCAGGGUAGAGCCCUAGGGUUCCACCUGUCUUUGGAACCCAUAAACUAUUCUCUCCUGGCCUGUUCUGGCUCCUUUCUCCUGCUCCCCUGCCCACCCCCCCCCCACUUCCCACCCUCCCUUCUCACCCCUGCAAAUGAAGUGCCGCUGGCUUAAUGCACGGGUUGGGGCGGCAGCUGAAGCAUAUGUUGGUAGCACUUAGCAGCAUCCUUUUCUCCUUCCUUCUCCCCUCACUGUUUUUCCUCUUCAUCCUUUCUCCUCUUUAAGGUGUUCCACUUACUCCCCACAAAUAGUCUACCUCCUUUAGUGACAGGGUCCCUAUCCCUGUACUGUCCACAUCCAGAUUUCUCAGCCCCUAGGGGAGGAGACCCAAAGCAUUUGGCCAUAACCUUUCUGCACCUCAGCCAGGCCCACACAGAGUGAGAGGAAGGAGCUCCUGGGUCAGGGUGCUCUUGGGGGGUCGGGCUGUGCCCCACUCUGCAGCUCCCAGUCCAGGAGCUGAGGCAGCGUAGCUCUGUAGAAAGCGUGGCUGACAGGUGAGAACCUGGCCCAGUCUGUCUCUGCCUCUUACCGCUUAGUCCCAGUGGGCAAAAUGCAUAACGGAAACAUUAGUUUCUUCAAAUGACAGUGAAGAAUGGUAAAAUCUCUGCUUUCCUCAUGUGACCAUCACAGGAGUUCAUGUUUAUGAAGGUUCUUCAUAAAUAAUAAAACACCCCAUAAAUAAUUUAAAAAGCGUAUACUUACAGCAUACAUACUAUGUACCUGGCACUGUUCUAAUCACCUUACAUAUAAACUCAUUUAAUCUUUGCAACAACCCAACGAGGUGGCUUUUAUUAUGAUUUUAUAUGUAAUAAAACUAAGGCAUGGAGAGGUCAAGUAAUACCGCCAGUGAAUUAUGAAUUGAUUUCUAAGGACUAAUAUUAGCAACAGCUAGAAUUCCAACCUUGCCUCCCCCUUCCCAUCUCUCCUCAUUUUGAGCAGUUUUCCCUGGUUGGUUCCAUGUAAUUAGGAAGACUGCGUACUUCUCUUCACACAGCCCCCAGGGGCAUUAGCUCUCUUGACAACUAAUGUCACGUUGUUAACUCUCUGCGUGUGUUGUUUAUAAAGCCCCUUUGCGUAUUGCAUAUGCUAAGUAUCCUCUCCCCGUUUUCUACCUGCAAUUGAUUUUUUGGAUCUGAGGCAGAAUUUUUUACUCAUUCCUAUUCGGUAUAGUCCAUUGAUGUAACCUGUGGAGUUGGUUUUUUCUUUUUUUUAAAUCUUGACCUUGCGGUUUCCGAUUAUCCAUUUCCCUGCCAGCUCCACAUCCUCCUCAAGGGCAACCAGCCUACUUUCAUAUGUUCGUGUGCAUUAUUUUUUUUAGAAGUCUUAUUUAGGUGAUCUCUACCCCGUACAUAGGGCUUGAACUCACGACCCCGAGAUCAAGAGUCGCAUACUCUUCCACCUGAGCCAGCCAGGCGCCCUGUUAGUGCACAUUAAGGGGGAGGGCCGACCCUCUGGAGUGUUGUCUCUCCAGGCUCUCUUUUAUCCAGCUCAUUGGUCACAUGGCAAAUGGUCACACAGCAACCUGUGUGUGCUACCAUGCUGAUUAUUUCCUCUUGUUCUGUCCAAGGAGAUCAUGGAAAAUCUGUCGGAUGUGUUGAUAAAAUCCAAAAACAUUUCUUUGAUCUGUCAACUUAGUAACCUAGUCUGUAAGGAAAGCCUGAUGUGACUUACCCCUUUGGGACCAGCCCUCAGCCAGUCUGGAACAUGCCUCUGACUGGUAUAAAGCGUAUCAGUUCACAUUUAUGGGUCUAGCUCUGUCCUUUUUUUUUUUUUUUAAAGAUUUUAUUUAUUUAUUUGAGACAGAGAGAAUGAGAGAGACAGAGAGCACAUGAGAGGGGGGAGGGUCAGAGGGAGAAGCAGGCUCCCUGCUGAGCAGGGAGCCCGAUGCGGGACUCGAUCCUGGGACUCCAGGAUCAUGACCUGAGCCGAAGGCAAUCGCUUAACCAACUGAGCCACCCAGGCACCCGCUCUGUCCUUUUUUUAAAAUUUAAUUUAAUUUAUUUAAGUGGGGAAGGGGGAGCAGAGAGAGAAUCCCAAGCAGGCUCCACACCCAGCACAGAGCCCAAUGCUGGGCUGGAUCUCACCACCCUGAGGUCGUGACCUGAGCCGAAAUCAGAGUCAGAUGCUUAACCAACUGAACCACACAGGCACCCCGCUCUGUCCUUCUUUAAGAACACCAGACUGACAACAUUUUUAGCAGUGUACAUUAGGAUAUAAGCAUCUAAGCGUGUAGAUACCCUUUCUAGCUUCCUUUCCAGUUACUUUCUUGUAUAAAUUACUCUGUAUAUCCACCUCCAGCAUUGUUUCGCUUUCCAUUUCAUUUGUGCUGCUCUUUUUAGUAACUAUUUCUACAAAUGUAGGAGAUCUUCUUUGCUCUUUAUAGCUGGCUUAAAGUCCUCUUUUUAGUUCCAUUAUUCUCUGAGCAAAUGCAUUCUUAGCAUCAGUACUAUACUCCGCUCUUACCUAAAAUCAUCCUCCUGUCAUUAUGCCAUAGCUUAUGACUCAGCCCAAAUUCUGUCUUUCAAGUAGUACAGUAAAAAAAGUAAUAACAAUGGGAACGAUUUCCCUAAGUAUGUAUUGUCCACGAUUUCGUGUUCCCUGAAGGAUGCUUCUUUGUUGUCCCACGAAUCAGCAGGCUUUGCUGUGGUCAGCAGAGUCUGGCAGCCUCAGCGCACUGGCACUUGCCAGGAAGUCCAUCAACACACUGGUGCCCAGGGGUGUUUUAAGGCAUUUGUCUCCGGGGCCGGUGACCGGCUUCCUUGAGCUUCCUCGAACCAACAUCAUUGUCCAGAAAAGGUUUGGGCUGCCCACGAACCUCAGGUUCGCCUGCACUCUGGGGUGUGCUUUCUUUACUUCCCCCUCAGUCUUCUCCUUUUGACUGAGUUUGUUGCUCCUGCGUAAAGCCAACGAGGCACUGCUGCUUUUCCCAAAGGCCCCAGUUUACCCUCUUUUUCUUGCCGUGGCACUUGAUCCUUUCUCGUUGCAACCAUCUGGAUACUCUUUGGUCUGCCUCCUGAGCUCGCUUCUACACCCAGGAACUGGUAUUCUCAUUCCGUUGGGCAUGAAUACACGCAGUCCCCUCAGGUGGUACACCUAGCGUUGUUCCAGGUACCUCGCACCGCCAGCACUAAGACCACAUUGUCUCCGGCAGUUACCCAGGAGGUGAGAGAGACCAGACCGUGAGGUUCCCGAUGUCUCUCCAGUGCCAGUAGACAGGGGAGCCUCUGGCUUAGGGAAGGGUUUGGAAGGCCGGGCACUCACCAUUUGUCUUUGGUCCCCACAGAACAUG